AAGCAGGUAGACGAAGAGUGACGUCAAAAUCUCUUAGGCGACGACGAUGAAAAUCCUUUAGCCAAUCAGGUCCGUUUUUACAUCACGUGGAAUACCGAGGAAGGGAAAACACGGAUUGUGAUCUCGUACGCUGCUUGGAGUCGUUUCUUGCUGACGUGUAGAUCCUUUGGAGCAGAGUCAUUUGUCUUCAUAUUCUCAAACCUGUGGUGUACUUGUCAUCUUGGGUGAAGCUGAGUGUCCAGAGUUUGUCUGUCCUGCUGGACUGACCAACUGUCACAGGGCCUGACUGACCAACCAAAACACAUCUUGUCACUAUAAUUCAUGGCACAGCUACAGGGUUUAAGAAGUGAAAAUAGAUAAAAAAGAACAAAGGAUGGCAGAGGAGGACCAACCCGAUGGACUUGCUCUCACCCGGUACCAUCCAGAAGGCCAAUAUGGGAUACCUCUCAUGGAGCUGCGGGAGUUGAUGGAGCACAGGGGUAGCGAAGGCUACAACCUUAUACAGUCAAAGUACAAUGGAGUCACAGAAUUGUGUCAUCUUCUAUACACAUCUCCCAUAGAAGGACUUUCUGGUUCACCAGUUGACCUCGCUGACCGGCGGAAAGUAUUCAGCUCUAAUGUGAUACCUCCAAAACCUGCUAAAACCUUUCUCCAACUUGUGUGGGAAGCUAUUCAAGAUGUGACAUUAAUCAUUCUUUUAGUAGCGGCAUUAAUUUCUCUAGGAUUAUCAUUUUAUAAGCCUCCAUCAAAAGCAGACGGUGAUGAUUCCGAGUCGGAAGCUGGGUGGAUUGAGGGAGUGGCUAUUUUAGUGGCAGUAAUUGUUGUAGUUUUUGUGACUGCUUUUAAUGACUGGAGAAAGGAGAAACAAUUCCGAGGACUUCAAAAUAAAAUAGAACACGAUCAUCAGUUCUCUGUUAUUCGCGGGGGACAAGAUACCAACAUUCCCGUCGGGGAAAUCGUUGUGGGGGAUAUAUGCCAAAUCAAAUAUGGUGAUUUGUUACCUGCUGAUGGAAUUAUUAUCCAAAGUAAUGACCUAAAAAUAGAUGAAAGCUCACUAACAGGAGAAUCUGACCAUGUGAAAAAGGGGGAGAUCAGAGAUCCCAUGCUUCUCUCAGGUACCCAUGUCAUGGAAGGCAGCGGCAAAAUGGUGGUCACUGCAGUCGGUAUCAACUCUCAGACAGGCAUCAUAUUUGCUCUCCUGGGAGCAUCACAGGAAGAGGAUGAAAAGAAGGACAAGAAAGAAAAAGACAAAGGGAAAGUGAAAGGGGACAACACAGGCACCCGACCUAACACUGCAGGCCAGAAUGUUCCAUUGCUUACUAGCGAUGCUGACACCAAAGUUGAUAUAGACCAGAUAAACCCACAAGUACCGACAGGAAAUUCCCACAAUGCAGUGAAUGCCAACUCCACGAACAAGGUGUCCAAUGGAAAGGACACGGAGGAGCCUGACCAGAAGGAGAAGGCUAUAAAGGCCCAAGAGAAUACCAGUCGCAAAGAGAAGUCCGUCCUGCAGGCCAAGCUUACUCGCCUUGCCAUCCAGAUUGGUUAUGGAGGUACUGCUAUUGCCGUGGUGACAGUACUUGUGCUCAUCAUCAAAUUUUGUAUCACUGAAUUUGUCACCAAGGAACACGUGUGGACAAGUGACAAGACAGCGGAUUACAUAGAGCAGUUUGUCAGUUACUUUAUUAUCGGUGUAACAGUCCUGGUAGUGGCUGUACCGGAAGGUUUGCCCCUAGCCGUCACGCUGGCACUCGCCUACUCCGUCAGAAAAAUGAGGCACGACAAUAACUUGGUACGGCAUUUGGAUGCCUGUGAAACCAUGAGUAAUGCCACUGCCAUUUGUUCUGAGAAAACCGGCACCCUUACUACAAAUAGGAUGACCGUGGUCCAGAGCUACAUCGGAGGUGUUCACUACAAACAAGUUCCAAACUAUGCCACCUUUGCGGACAUUUACAAGGAUGUCAUCGUCCCUGGAAUUGCAAUAAAUAGCGGCUACACAUCGCGCGUUAUGCCAUCCAAGGACGGUGGCUUACCUGACCAGAUCGGCAACAAGACAGAGUGUGCCUUGCUUGGUUUCGCUCUGGACAUGAAGCAGAGCUACGAAGAUAUCAGGAAUGAAAUGCCAGAAGGUUCUCUUAGUAAAGUCUAUACAUUCAACUCUGUCCGCAAGUCCAUGAGUACAGUCGUACCGAAAGCUGGAGGUGCAGGUUACAGACUGUUUACCAAAGGAGCGUCGGAAAUUGUACUGAAGAAGUGUGAUUUCAUCCUCGACUGCAAGGGCAUCCCGCGCGAGUUCAGCUUAGAGGAACAGGAGAGUCUCGUCAGCAGUGUCAUUGAGCCAAUGGCCUGUGAUGGACUUCGAACCAUCUGUAUGGCCUACAAAGAUUUUGUCAUGGGAGGUGAGGCUGCUGAUAAUGAGGUAGCUAUAGAGAAGACCCCAGAUUGGGAGGACGAGGAUGCAGUCGUGUCCGGACUUACCUGUAUACUCAUUGUUGGCAUUGAGGACCCUGUCAGACCUGAGGUGCCGAUGGCCAUCAAGAAGUGUCAGCGAUCUGGUAUCACCGUAAGAAUGGUGACAGGAGACAACGUGAACACGGCACGCUCCAUUGCCACAAAGUGUGGUAUCCUGAAGCCUGGCGAGGAAUUCCUUGUCAUGGAAGGCAAGGAGUUCAACAAGCGUAUCAGGGACAAUACUGGAGAGGUGAGUCAAGAACUACUGGAUAAGGUGUGGCCGAAAUUGAGGGUGCUUGCCCGGUCAUCCCCUACGGACAAGUAUAUACUGGUCAAGGGAAUCAUCGACAGUAAGCUCUCGGCUAACAGAGAGGUGGUGGCAGUCACAGGUGACGGCACCAACGACGGUCCUGCUCUCAAAAAGGCUGAUGUUGGCUUUGCUAUGGGUCUGUCGGGUACGGAUGUGGCAAAGGAAGCGUCGGACAUCAUCCUGACCGAUGACAAUUUCACGAGUAUCGUCAAGGCUGUGAUGUGGGGCCGAAACGUGUAUGACAGCAUUGCCAAGUUCCUCCAAUUCCAGCUCACUGUCAAUGUUGUUGCUGUCCUUGUGGCAUUUUUUGGUGCCUGCAUCAUCAAUGACAGUCCCCUGAAGGCCAUCCAGAUGUUGUGGGUAAACUUGAUCAUGGAUACGCUGGCUUCCCUAGCUCUCGCCACCGAGCUGCCCAGCGAGGAACUGCUCAACAGGCGUCCCUACGGUCGCACAAAAGCCCUCAUCUCUAGAACCAUGACAAAAAAUAUUGUUGGUCACGCUGUCUACCAACUAAUAGUUAUUUUUACUAUCCUCUUUGCAGGAGCGGAUUUAUUUGCUAUUGACGAUGGUCGGGGAGGCUCCCUACACGCACCCCCCACCGAGCAUUUUACAAUUAUUUUCAACACAUUUGUAAUGAUGACUCUUUGUAAUGAAAUAAAUGCUCGCAAAAUUCAUGGCCAGCGUAACAUUAUAGAGGGUUUAAGGCGGAACCCAGUAUUCGUUGGCAUCUGGAUUGGAACUUUUGUAUCUCAGAUAAUAAUAACUCAGUUUGGAGGGUAUGCAUUUAAAACCAAAGGUCUUAAAUUAGACCAGUGGCUUUGGUGUGUGUUCUUGGGAAUUGGAGUUCUACUAUGGGGGCAGAUAAUAACCUCUAUUCCGACUCACAAACUGCCCAAACACCUGUUCAGCUGGGGCUCCCACCCCCCAACUCAGGACCACCGCGACUACUCAGAUGGUCCCGAUAGUAAUGCUCAGGAGAUGGACGUUGGUGGACGUCGCGGCCAGAUCCUGUGGGUCCGUGGACUCACUCGGCUACAACAACAGAUACGUGUUGUAAAUGCUUUCCAAAUGGACUUAGAUUCUACGCACUUCGACAGCUACGAUAAACGUAGCCGACCUUCUGUUAUAAGUCUUCAGUCGUUGCAAAAUGCCCAGAAAGGGGGCGUGUCCAAAAAGCCUGUUCUUGCGAGCUCUCCUGAGGUAGAGGAAAAGUCGACCCGCCCUUGGCUAGGUCGACAAGAAAGUAUUCCUUAUGCUGAUGACUGAUUCUGCUAAGCUAUUUUUAGACAUUUAAGUUUUAGUCACUUUUUUUUUGCUCUACUGUGAAUGCAGGCUUUUUCUGGAUCGACUCGUGUUUGUUGUCAUUUCUAUUUCACCAUGGAACCUCUUAGUUCACGUUUUAACAAAUGAAGAUUUGACACCGCACUGAGCACUUAGCAACAAGCAACCCUCCGUAAGGAACCCAAGUGCACAGAAAUGUCGUUGCUGUCACCUUCAAUGACAGAAGUAAAAUUGGUCUUUAACAUUCAAUGGUCCAGACUUGUUCUGUGGUAGUGUUAAUCUUAUAUUCAUCAAUAUUGAUAGUGUUCAGUGGAAUGGUAAAUACAAACUAAUUGAUGUAUUUUAAAAGAAAAACAUCAGAAUUUGUCCUACACUAUAUACAUGUAGGCAUUAUUGAAAUCCAUUUUCAGAGAAAUCCACUUUUUAACAUCAUGCAGGGAUGGCAACAAGAGUUUGGUGGCAUGUAAAUGUAAAAGGUACCGUGUAUGAGUGCUUCGUCUUAACCCUUUCACCCCUGUAGACGAUAAUGGACUCAUCCAGAUCAAUGUAUGGUAGAGUCUACUAAAGUUACCUAGGGGUGAAAGAGUUAACAACAAUGUUAAACUUCAUAGUUGACCUGGUACUUCAUAGAAAAAAUAAUAAAUUAGACCCUCAAAGUUAACAAACUUAUGAAGAACAAGUUUUCUGAUCAACUAGUACCUUGAUUCAAUGUUGAUGUCAUACUAUGCAAAUCACCAGUCACACCUUGUCUGGAUCCAUCGGGACAGUAAAAGUGUUCUAUCUUCACUAGAUCUUGCAUUCACAGUAGACCUAUGAUUGUAUAGAUUGAAAACUAAUGGUUGCUGUCUACUGAUCCUGCCAUUAUCUACAUGCCCUGUGUAUGUACAGCAUUAAAGUUGUAGAAACUCAAUAGCUAGAUUGUAUGGAACGAGUGAUUUUAAUAUAAUAUUUAAAUACUUUAUGUUGCUCAUCUUUUCAUUUAGGCACAUUUGUUCCAUUAGAAUUUCAAACAAUAUUUUGCAUUAAUUUUAUGUCUAUUGUUGUAGUAAACUUGGAAAUUAUACAGGCAAUCUUAUGACAAUGAAAAAAAUGCUCAUUGGCACAAUUUAUCUGAAGAAUGUGAUGGUGUAGUGGUUUGUCAAACAUUAUUUGGAGUUGAGAAUAAGUUUGUAUAUCCGAGACUUCUGUAUCAGAUUUAACCUAGAAACCAGGUAAACUUAAAUAAAAAAAUGUAUUGUUAACUAUACUCCAAAUGGAAGAUGUAACCAUAUAGCAAGCUGCUUAUUGAAGUAAACCAUAGACUGAGAAUAAAGAAUCAAUACAAGAUUGAUAUUAUUCAAUGAACAGAUAUUCCUUCCUCAUCUCUUUGUGCAGAGUUACCUCCCUUGCAAGUAGAUCAGUUUGACCCCCCAACCUUGAACCAAUCUGUGUCUGUUUCUCCUUGACCUUCUUUACCCAACAAGCAGCAUAUUGGGGCAAAAAUAGGAAGCAUGUUGUGGUAUUUUAACUAGCUUUAGGAUGAAAUUCAUCCUGAUCAAAUUAACAGUCGGUGCAAAAACAGUAACACUGAUAUUAUAUUGUUAGAGAGCGGGAUUGCAAUUUUCACAGGGUGUAUUUUAUUUCAAAUGAAUAGCUUGUCCAGGUACAGUACAUUUUCCUUUAAAGAAAACUUUUUAGAUCAAAUAGUUAAAUGACACUGAAUUGGUUAACUAGAUGGACGUAUGAACCAUCAGCAGAUACAGGCUACCAUAUAAGUUUCACUAAAAAAGUUUGAAAUCUAUAUUUUCCUACUUCUUCGGUUUCUUAUGAAUAAUUCCUUUUCACUAGUAUGGUUGAAAACAAAGUGUAAAAACCAGAUUUGAGCGAGUGUUACAUGUUUGUGUAGUGGUGUAUGCAACCAUCAGUUUUCAAAAUACAUGUUUUUCUUGCUGCCCUUGCUUCAAUUAUUACCAUAUCUAUCUUUGUGUGUAGUCAUUUCUCUUUUGUAUAUUUUCUCAAUUUUCAAUCUUGCAUAUUUUUGUGAUUUUAUGUUUACAACACUGUGAAUGCAUUUAAUUUUAAAACAAGAUUUGGAGUUUUGAUGUUUUAUAUUUUUGCAAUCUUUUCUGACUAGCAUUUUGUUUAGUAAAGUGAAAACCUCAGGGCUAGAAAUGCACUUAGUGGAAAAGAGCUGUGGUGAUUGGAAAUGAGAAAGAAAAAAAUGGGGGGAAAUAAGAAGGAAAAAUCAAAGAAUCAUCUGUUUUUUAAUUGUAGUCGACCAUGAGCUCAAAUUAUACAUAAGUCAUAAUAAAAUACUCUUGAUACAUAACAAGCCACCAUUACACUUUCAGUCAGUUAUUCGUAAUCAUUGAGGAAACAUUCUCAUAAUGUUAUGAUCAGUUAUUAUCACAUCGAUACCUGGUAAGAUAACCAAGAAAAUAAACUACAUGUGUGUAUCCAGACACAAGUACAGUCAGUAUUGUGUGAAAUAAUUCAUUCAUUAAUGCUUUACUUGUUUUAAGGAUGUAAAUUUAAAACAUUCAACAAUUUAUUAUUGUGUGCAGAAAGAAAAAAGGAACUAGUUCCUCGUUUCAUUAUAUCACUAUAAAACCAUAAGAGUUUAAACAUGUUGAGCUAUGUAAGGUGUAAUAGUUAUCUUAGCCUAUUAUUAAAUCUCGUUAAACAGCAUUAGCUAACCAGAUAAGCACAUAUAAAAUGGAUUUUUAUUGGACCACAUUCUGUAGAUGAUAUUUUUUUGGCAUGAAUAUUUUCUGUUUUUUCUCCAUCUCUGUGAUAAGCUCUGUGGGAUGUAGAUACAAUAUAUAGUCUUCUCGACUGCAGGUCUCAAUGUACCAUCCCUUUUAUUACCACUUCCUCCUUCAUCAACAUACUCAAACAGAAGCAAUGGAUUUCCUGAUGCAGAUGUUAAAUUUCAUCAUAAUGAAAAAAUGUUUGAAAUAUGAUAUUAUACGCAGUGAAAAAGGUUGGGGGGUUUUUUUGGGGGGGGGGUAAAUUUCAUGAAACGUGAGCAUCAGAAACUCAAUGUUUAUAUUAAAUGUUAGUGCUUUCUUCACAUCUCUUCACACUUGAAGUUUAUACGACCAACUCUAUCUGUUCGCUUGUAGUCUAUCAACCAUCUGAUCAGUCAUCCUACUCCCCAUCUAUAUACAUUGUAUACAUUCUUUCUUAUUUUAAUUCUGCAUGUUACAAUAUAUUUAUUUUCUAUGAAAAGUAUAAUUCUGACAAGUGAUAUCAUUAAUUUGAAUUCUUUACAGGAAUUGAAUAAGUAUACAUUGUACUUGUAUAUUUAAAAUCACAUUUUAAUUAUUGUAAAAUUGCAGAAUUAAAAUAGAACUCAUUGUUAUUUAUACAAAGAGGUGCUCCCAUCAAAUGCUAAAAAGCUAAAGCUGAAAUUCGUUGAAAAUAUCAAAAGGGGAAAUAAUUUUGUUUAUGAUAAAUUAUCUUCCCUGACACUUAUUUAUUUUGAAAUGCCCUGUUGAUAUUUGAUAAUGUUCAGUCUAUUUAAUAUGAAAUAUCUCUUCAGCUUACUGUUUUUAUAUGUGAUUGGAGCAACUCCAAAUCAUUUUCAUUCAAAACUGUUCAUUGAAUUACUCCAUUUUUAAGGUAAAAUCAGGGAAAAAAUACACAUUUAAUGCCAGUAAUUUAUAAUUAAUUGAUUGAUAGUAAAUUCAAAGGAAACAUUUAAUGCAUUCAGCUUUAAUGAUGGGUACAUAACAUCAACCAUUUUUUUUAUUUCAUUGUCUUAAAAGUAUGCUUUUAUAUCUAAAUAUAUUAACAAAAUAAAUAAGUUGUUUUAACUUCCCUAGAAUUCUAAAUGUUUGCUAUCUCUAAUUUAUCUUGUAGAUUUGAAUGAGCCCAAGGAAAUGAACAACAUGGAGGGUUAAGAGCUUAAAAUCCACGUGACAGUUUCAUCUCGUUUUGUCUUAACGAGUGGUAGACCUUAGGUUUUCUCCUUUCUGCUAUAGAAUGGAAAAUAUAUAAUUGUAGAGAGAGCUAUGUACAAUAAUAGAAAGUUUUUGAGUGUUCAGCACACGAACAUGUGUAGUGCAGGACUUAGAAGUGCAACUUUUUCUAUGUUCCGAGGUUGUAUCGUUUUGAUAGACUAGACAUACAAUUAGACAAUUUCCUACAUAUCAUGUUGAGUCCCAUCUGAUGGCCGCCACCUUUCACAUUCACUGUUACAUCUACUAGAAAUUGUAAACUUACAGGACGGUCUUUUCAUAUUUUUAUUGAUAUAUUCAUGUAAAACUACUAAUUGAGUUAUGGUAGAGAACUCCAUUUGGGCCAUCCUAUAUGUAAAAAUAUACCCAUGAAAUAUGUUGCUCAUCUCUCAUCUUUGAAGCAUUGUAUAAAAGCAUCAUGACAUUGAUCGUCAUCAGAUAAGAUCGUUGUUACGAAAGUUUGAGCUCACAAAACAUCGAGGAAAGGCUUCGCUUGCAUGUUCCUUCUCAAUUUGCAAUACACAUAACAAUUAUUUGUAUUUCCUAAAUUUGAAAAGUUGAGUAGAUGCAGACUGUUUCAUGUGAAUAUGAAGUGACAUGCGUAUUCCUAAAUAUAGUAUAAAUCCAGUAAUUGGAAGAUGACGUUUCAUCUAGUUAAAUGGAGAAAUGGGAAAAAAUUAAAAGGGGAGGUUCAAAUAUGACUGAUCACUGUGUAUACAAUAGGAAAACGGUAUAUUCAGAUAAUAUAUAUGAAUUAUUGAGUCUCGCACUGUACAUACACUACAAGGAAAAUCGGUUAUGAAAAAGUUAUCCUGGAUAAAUGUGGAAAGAGUCAUGACCAGUGUUAAGGUAGGGAGUUCUUCACAGAAAUGGAGAAGUGAUAUAUAAAGAAUAAUGAAUGUAAUUUCUUUGUUGGAAUAUUAAAUGAACAUGUUUAAAUAUCUAUUCAAAAUCACACUGCAGAAGGGUCAGGGUUUUCAUGUUUCAAGUACAAACUAUUUUACUGAUAUUAUGUGUUGGACUUGUUGUGGUAAAUCCCAUUAAGUUUGAUCACGACUAGAUCUUUAGUGAAAUAGCUGUUUGAUCUAUUGAAAUAUAUCGGUUCAUAUAAUUUCGUGGAAUUUUUGUCGACUGUUUAAGCUUCAACAAUUAUGAAUUCUUCACAGUGUUAGGAAUUGAUUGCUUGUUUGGGGGGAUGUAAAUGUGUACAUGAAUGAAAACAGACAUGAACAGCACACACGUUACAGUACAUUGAUAAUAUUUCAAUGUGCUUUUAUAUCAUAUAUAAUGUGUUCAUAUACAUAACGUUGUUACUUUGAUGACGUGUUGUCUCUUUUCAUUUGUUGGUUAUUUAGAUAUCGUUUACGUGUUUGUUAGGUUUUUAUAACUAUGGUUUUGUACAUAAUUCAAAUAGAAAACAAGGGAGGUAGUGUUGAUCAUUUAUAAUAAAGUGACAUACUUGUACUUACAACUCUUGUCAUUCGGUGUUAAUAUUGUUCUUGGUAGCAAAGGUUUUACCAAGGGAUGUUAUGUACAGAGAAAAUUUAUUAAAUAUAUUUCAGUUCAAAUAAUGAAUUUUUAAUUUUGAGUUUUCUUGGUAGGACUGUUAGUCUUUGUUGAACAGAGUAACGUGUCUGUUUUUUUAAUUUUAUUUAAGAGUGUUGCUCCGUUUUAGUUACCUUGCACAAACAUGUAUGUAUCUUCCAAAAAUAGUUUUGUCGCAAUGUUCUGAAAAAGCAGCAAAGAAGCAAAUUUGUUAUUCAAAGUUAAAUUUUUUAUCAAAACAUACCUCAAGGUUUUGUAUGCUAAAAUAAAUGGCUUGCUCUCAAAUGUUAAAUUUAGUCAUUGGAUGCAGUCUGCAAUAUUUAUAUCUUGAAGUGUAUGCAAACCCAGAAAACACUGACAAUGUGGAUACUUGAGUACAGUUUGGAACUGAAACCCUACCCCUUCAUAGGCCUACACUGCUUCCCACAACCAAUUUAAGACCUCUGCUUAUAGGUGUCUUAACAUGUUACAAAUAAGCUGCUUCUCAAUAGUUUACAAGGGGUAGACACAAGUGAAUAUCAGUAUUUGUAUAAAUAUAUAUAUAUAUAUCCACCCAUUUUCCAAGCCUAAGGGCCUCCAUAUCCAUUCCCUAUCACCGAUCUGGUGUGUUUAUAUCAGUUUUGUUUUUGAUUUUAUGCGAGAGUAAUUUAUAGAGUGUAGCCGCAAUUAAUUUCUGUUACAAAUGAUUAUAGGAACAGAUAUGUUCUCUGUUAAAUGGAGAGAUUUGUAUUUGUGCUUUGUUUGGAGAUUGGGAGUUAUCUCCCCUGUCACAUGAGUUGUCUAACUCUUAUUAUGUCCCCUUAUUGCUGAGUUUACUUAUGGAAGGGGUUCUUUUUGUUUGUGAUUGUCAAGAUCAGUUGACUGACAACAUCAAUAUGAUAGAAACACGAUAUGCAAAAUAUCGAAUGUUGGAAUUUAUGCUAGAUUUCUGCAUUAAUUCUUUUCUGCAUAAUAUUAUUAACUUAACAGGGGAAAUGUAAUUUUUCUGAUGGUGGAAAUGUUAAAGUAUGGGAAUUAUAAUCCUAUUAUGAAGUUGUGAAAAUGUAAUAAGACAAAAAAUCGACAAAAUCGUAUGAAAAUGUGUAAGCUUUAAGUGAUCAUACACCACCAACACAGGCAAAGUUCAAACCACGCACCUUGUGAGAGUUGUCUACCUUUCUUUUCCGGGCAUGUUAACAGACAAUGUUGGACUACAUAGAUAUUUAUAUUUCUGUUUAGGGAUUGUUGCAGCGAUUUGUAAGAUGAAAUGAUGUUUUAUAAUAUAGAUAUAGUUGUAGAUAUAUAUUGAUGUUAAGUGUGCAUGCUAACCCUAUCAUGAUUUUGUAAACUCAGUGAAUUUAUUAUUAAAGCAAAGAAUUUUUUAA
Molecule: messenger RNA, 10892 nt
Organism: Mizuhopecten yessoensis (Yesso scallop)
Lineage: Eukaryota; Metazoa; Mollusca; Bivalvia; Pectinida; Pectinidae
Product: plasma membrane calcium-transporting ATPase 2-like
Exons: 25
Coding region: 374-4027 (1217 amino acids)
Biological process (GO): calcium ion transmembrane transport; regulation of cytosolic calcium ion concentration
Cellular component (GO): intracellular membrane-bounded organelle; membrane
Molecular function (GO): ATP binding; ATP hydrolysis activity; P-type calcium transporter activity
Source: RefSeq, a predicted model, not a curated record